Monomorium pharaonis (pharaoh ant) is the source of this 741-nucleotide messenger RNA. RefSeq lists its product as uncharacterized. The annotation marks the transcript as partial. Lineage: Eukaryota; Metazoa; Arthropoda; Insecta; Hymenoptera; Formicidae. The transcript has 2 exons. The record is from RefSeq and is a predicted model, not a curated record.
AGGUUAGGUUAGGUUAGGUUAGGUUAGGUUAGGUUAGGUUAGGUUAGGUUAGGUUAGGUUAGGUUAGGUUAGGUUAGGUUAGGUUAGGUUAGGUUAGGUUAGGUUAGGUUAGGUUAGGUUAGGUUAGGUUCCCUCUCGCGGUGCGCCACCUUGUCGUGGUGAGAGGGCUCCCCUGAUGGUCCUUGUGGCCUUGAUCCCGGGUGGACUUGUCCGCUUGGGAGACGGGCCGCGGGCCGUCGGGGGUCUAAGAGCGCACCGUACGGCCUCGGCUGUACGUGUACGGGAGGGAGAGAAGGAAAACUCUGUAAAACCCGGUGAAGGACACACUGUCAACAAACCAAAUUUAUGGAAGAUGCCCAAAAAGAAGAAGGAUGUUACCGGCCCAGGGGUACUCGGAGCCCCAGGGCCCGGCGCGCAGGGGGGUAUAGUCCCGGCCCCCCCCGCGUCGUCAUCGAGCGGCGGGCAUCUUGCGUUAGUGGGGGUGUCCGGAGCCUCGUGGAAGAGGCUCUGGUCCGGCGACGGGGAUAACGUCGCCGAGGGGGUGGUGCGUGCGGCCCUGGUGCGGGACGCGCGCUCUCGCGAUUGGGACGGCCUCGUCCAGGCGUGGGACGAGGUCUUCCUCAGGUGGCGGGCAGAUGGGGGGAGCGAUGCGGUCAUGGUGGACCUCAUCGCUCGCCUAGUCUGGGACCGAGAGGGGAGGGCCCGAGCACUCAAGGAGAAGCGUGAGGCCCUCCUUGAAAG